AUGCAAAUCUAUUUUUCUUUAUUCAUAUCUAUUCAUCUAUCUAUCUAUCUAUCUCUAUCUAUCUAUUUGAGUCUUUAUACAUAUCUAUUCUAUCUAUCUAUCUCUAUCUCUCAGUAUAUACAUAAGUAUGUAUGUAUAUCUCUCUGUAUCUAUCUCUCUCUCUCUAUCUAUCUGAGUCUCUAUUCAUAUCUAUCUAUCUAUCUAUCUAUCUAUCUAUCUAUCUAUCUAUCUAUCUAUUGUGGCAUUAGUCAAGUUUCAACACUAUCUAUCUAUCUAUCUAUCUAUCUAUCUAUCUAUCUAUCUAUCUAUCUAUCUAUUUCUAUUCAUAUCUCACUAUUCUUUUCAAUCUAUUUCUAUCUAUCUAUCUAUCUAUCUAUCUAUCUAUCUAUCUAUCUAUCUAUCUAUCUAUCUGUUGAAAAUGCCAAUUGUAUAUCUGUUCUGUAUGUGAGUCGUUAUUCUACAAAAUUGUAUUCUAUCGAAGGUGAAAAUUGA
This is a messenger RNA of Acanthosepion pharaonis, 492 nucleotides long. The record is from the annotation of a GenBank genome assembly. NCBI's taxonomy places the organism in Eukaryota, Metazoa, Mollusca, Cephalopoda, Sepiida, Sepiidae.